This is a messenger RNA of Suncus etruscus (white-toothed pygmy shrew), 569 nucleotides long. It is a transcript of the gene LGALS1, whose product is annotated as galectin 1. Gene Ontology annotation, molecular function: carbohydrate binding; laminin binding. Lineage: Eukaryota; Metazoa; Chordata; Mammalia; Eulipotyphla; Soricidae. The record is from RefSeq and is a predicted model, not a curated record. The coding region runs from base 80 to 490 and encodes 136 amino acids. The transcript has 4 exons.
GUCCCAGGACCCAUUUCUCGGGUGGAGUCUUCAGCCCAGGCGGUGCCCAAGUCUCUGAGACAUCCUCCAAUACUCCAUCAUGGCUUGUCAGGGUCUGGUCGCCAGCAACCUGAACCUCAAACCUGGGGAGUGCCUCCGAGUCAUGGGGCAGGUGUCCCCAGACGCCAAGAGCUUCGUCCUGAACCUGGGCAAGGACGGCGACAACCUGUGCCUGCACUUCAACCCCCGCUUCGACGCGCACGGGGACGCCAACACCAUCGUGUGCAACAGCAAGGACGGCGGGGCCUGGGGCGCCGAGCAGCGCGAGACCGCCUUCCCCUUCCUGCCCGGGAGCGUCGCCGAGGUGUGCAUCACCUUCGGCAAGGAAGAACUGACCGUCACGCUCCCCGACGGGUACUCGUUCAAGUUCCCCAACCGCCUCAGCCUGGACGCCAUCAGCUACAUGGCCACCGACGGAGACUUCAAGAUCAAGUGCGUGGCCUUUGAGUGAAGCCAGCCCGCCUGCCCAUGGCCCCUAAUAAAGGCAGCUGUCCAUGCUCCCCAUGAACCAGUCUCCUGCUUUCCACCAC